CCCGGCCGCCGGGCGCACCCGUCCCGUGCGUCCCCGGACGUUGCUCUCCGCCCCGGGAACGUCGAGACUGGAGCGCCCGAGCUGAGCCACCUUCGCCGACCCCGGGCGCGGCGGCGCGACUCACCGCGGAGGCGCCGGGACGCGGAAACCUGGCGAUUUCUCUGCUGUCUGGAGCAGGGAUGUUGGAGCUGCGCAGCCCAGGACCUCCCCGCCUGGAGGAGAGCCAGCCUGGUGGCGGCUCCUCUCCCCCUCCCGGGGUAGGGGUCCUUCAGUUUCAGAAAGUGAAAAAGCCACUUUGGGGCUGGGAGAGCCUUUUCUGCUGCUUGGAACCCGGUGGUGGUGCUGGUGGAUGUGCAGAAGAAGUGGUCGGGGGACUGUCACUGCUCUGGGGACUCUGCUUGAUUCCUGGGCGGACAGGCUACACUCCAUACCUGAGGGUUCCAGAACACUGGACAGGGUGCUCAGGCCCAUCUGGCUCCCACAGCCCCCUGUGCAGGGCACAGCAUCAGCUCACCCUGGCCCUGGCCCUGCCUACCAUCUGCUCAUCUUGUCCCGACGUGUCCCGGGGGUCAGCAGUGAGAGUCUCCGUGCAAGGCUCCGAGGGCUCAGGGGGGCUGUGCUUCACCCCCAUCCUGCUGCCCCCACGUUGGCUCGACUGGGAUCCUUUGCAGCCACCUGUUCCCGGCACCCAGGAGAAGCCAAUAAACCUUUGUGAAACGACGUGGCCGGGCCUGCCGGGUGGACUCCCUGCGGGGGAGAAGUGGCCGAGGGCUCACUGGUCUGGUCUUGGGGGAGUCCUUACGACAGCAGGUCUCCGCGCCUCCUCACAUGGCAGGCCCCGGCUGGCACCCUCCGGGGAGCUCGAGCCUCGAUCCACGGUGCAUUUCAAGCCUCUUGUGGGAAGCCACGGAGUACCAGGUUCCCACCCGUGAGAAGAGAAGGUGAAGGUAAGAGGAGGGUUCUGCUUCCCGCCUCAACGUCCGCCACCCAGGCCUUGGACCCGUCGCAGAUCUCACGCAGGCCUCGAACCUGAGUGGUUGUGAUUCCUAAUGUCCAGGGGUUAAAAAUGGGCAUCUGGCUGUGCCAGGCCCGAGGUGGACUAGCCUUAGUCUCCGAGUCCUGGGGAUCAUCCCGAGGACCCCCUCCCGCAGGGGUGUGUGUCAGUCACAGGGGAGGAGGCCGUGGCUCGAGAGCUGGAAGACGAAGGGGGCCCUGGGGGGCGUUGCCAGAGCUCCAGUGAUGCCAUGGACGGUGUGCCCACCGGUGACGCCUCGCCGCAGCCCCGGGCUGUUUUAGGCUGAGAGCGGCCUCCUGAACCCUCUGUUCCUUUGGGACCCCCACCCUGAAGCCCUGGCCCGUGCCAGGCUCCCAUGGCGGCCCUGGGCACACAGGGACCUUCUGGAGCCGGUGAAGGACACACAAGGCAGGAAAGGCUAUGUCCCCCCGCUCUGUGCACAGCCCCUCUGCCACAGCCGAGCUGUGAGAUCUCGGGCAAGUCGCCCCAACUCUCUGCGCCUCCGUCUCGGUGAUCUGUGACAUGGGCAGACCUUUCAGCCCUGGCUCGCCGAAGAGUGAUCAUGAGAAAGGUUUUGGGGGUGCGUACACAGCCCAGUGCAUGGGGACGCUGUGCAGCCAGCCCCGAGCCCCACCACGGCCAGGCCCUGGGCGCUGGUGUUACAGUCGCUCCCCGGGGCACUUCAGGAGCUUGUGUCGAGGUGGCCACCAGCUUGGUCUCCUCCUUCCACACGAGGGGUCCUGCUGGAACGAACGAGGCCUGGACACAGCCAGGUCAUUAAGUUGGGGGUUUCCUCCUCACAGAAGCCCCUCUCUGUGAAGCCAUUUGGGCCCGGGACACACCUCCCUGUCCCCAGUAACUGUGUUUCCAUAGGGCCCUUUAGGUUUGCACGGGGCCGAAUCAGUUCCAACUCACUUGAGCUAAGAAGGAAUUCACUGGCUCUAGACACUGACAAGAGUCCAGGAGCAGCCACGCCUUCAGGCACAGCUGUGUCCAGGUGCAGAGACUGGCUUCAUCUUGCAGGGCCUGCACGCCUGUCCCCUCCUCCCUACCUUCUAAAAGACCCGGAUCGGAGUCCUCUGGUUACCUGUGUCUCCCUCACCGACCACGGGCUCCCUGAGGGAGGGCAGGCUGGGACCCACCGACUCGCCCGUGGGGGCGGGUCCCAGGAGAGCUUCUGGAUCUGCACCCACUCCAGCGUGGCCUCUCUGAAGCUCGUUGCUCCAGGGGGCAUAGCGAUGUGUGUCAGAGCAGGUGGCCUCGCCUGGUGACGUAGGGCUCUGUCGGCCAUCCGUUGCCAGAGGAACGCAGGGUAGCGGGUAGCCUCGUGACAACAUGUGCUUGUUUCUCACCUGCCAUGGGACGCGGCGGACUGGGGUGGGCAGCCCACUGGCCUUGCCGGGCUGCCUGGCCGCCCGGUUGUCGGCUGGUGUUGGCUGAUCCA
Nyctereutes procyonoides (raccoon dog) is the source of this 2459-nucleotide messenger RNA. RefSeq lists its product as uncharacterized. NCBI's taxonomy places the organism in Eukaryota, Metazoa, Chordata, Mammalia, Carnivora, Canidae. The transcript has 10 exons. The record is from RefSeq and is a predicted model, not a curated record. Bases 180 to 932 code for a protein of 250 amino acids.